Molecule: messenger RNA, 312 nt
Organism: Somion occarium
Lineage: Eukaryota; Fungi; Basidiomycota; Agaricomycetes; Polyporales; Cerrenaceae
Source: the annotation of a GenBank genome assembly
AUGCCUACAUACGGGCACGAGGAAGGGAACGAGGCAGAUGCCCCGGCUGACUUUGGGCUGACUAUAAACUCAGUGCAUGGUCGAGGAUUCGCCAGCCCUGUUCUCGCGAUGCCUUUUCAGCUGGUGGCCGCCCCUUAUCUCACACAACCUCUGAUUCGUCGUCUAGCAUUUGACUUUUCAUCAGAACAUACACAAAGGAUCCGUUCCCUCGGAUACAUAGUGUCUACAUUAAUCUGUUCCGUACAGAAUACAUAUACAUUGGCGGUCGUGACCUCCGUCUGCAUUAGGUGGCAUCCACUAUAUCCGAUUUGA